AUGUUGACCGAUGAAUGUGCUAGUGAUGGAGGCCAGGUCAUUAUCAAGUCUCCAUUGCGUGCCCCAGACCAUGAGCAGAGAAAGGCUGUGCGUCAGCUCGAUACCGAGAUAACGAUUCUCAGCGGUCCGCUUAAAAAUACCGAGGGCAUCCGGCAACUUGUCGAUCAGGUUGUUUUAACAGAAGGACUCGAUAGACACUCACAAGUAGGUGUCUUCGAACAUCUAGAAUUCGAUUUUCAUAAGUACUACAUAGCCCAGAAAAAUGGAUUAUCACGUCUACAAAUCAAGUCAAUGGCUCGACAAAUCUUGACAGCUCUCUCAAAUACGCAUAAGCAAAACAUUGUUCAUACAGACCUGAAGCCUGAGAACAUUGUAUUCUCGCGGCUUGCAAACUCGACCGCAUCAGAGAUGUUGGUUAAGAUCAUCGAUUUCGGAGUUGCUUCGCAACAAGAUGAAGACCGACAUCGUAUGAUAACAAAUCCGUACUGGCGGAGUCCUGAGUCUUGGAUUGGAAUGCCCUGGGGGACGCCUGCUGAUAUUUGGUCCUUUGGAGCAGUUAUUGGCUCCCUACUUAUGGAACCAGGCGCGAAGCUGUUCCAACCUAUGGGUGGUCUUGUUGGUGUAUCCCUUGAGGAACAGGAGCGAGAGUUCUUACGCUCACUAUGGACGAUCAUUCCGUUUCCUAAAACGUUUCUUGAUCGGGCACCCAAGAAAUGGCAAGACGAGAUUUCGUCAUUUUCGCCACGACUGGCGCCGACUGGGGUACCUAUCACAUUGUCUUUCAUAGGAGAAAUUUUUGAGGUCCCGAAAGCAGACUGGGCAUUCGUCAGAGACGUUUUACAGGUGGAUCCUGAGAUGCGACCGACUGCCGACGAUCUUCUUCAACACACUUGGCUCAACUCAUAA
Messenger RNA from Lachnellula hyalina, 906 nucleotides. It is a transcript of the gene CLK4, whose product is annotated as Dual specificity protein kinase. Gene Ontology annotation, cellular component: nucleus; cytoplasm. The record is from RefSeq and is a predicted model, not a curated record. Gene Ontology annotation, biological process: protein phosphorylation; intracellular signal transduction. The coding region runs from base 1 to 906 and encodes 301 amino acids. Gene Ontology annotation, molecular function: ATP binding; MAP kinase activity. NCBI's taxonomy places the organism in Eukaryota, Fungi, Ascomycota, Leotiomycetes, Helotiales, Lachnaceae. The transcript is spliced from 4 exons.